Leucoraja erinaceus (little skate) is the source of this 6936-nucleotide messenger RNA. It is a transcript of the gene urb1, whose product is annotated as URB1 ribosome biogenesis homolog. The record is from RefSeq and is a predicted model, not a curated record. The coding region runs from base 79 to 6870 and encodes 2263 amino acids. The transcript is spliced from 39 exons. NCBI's taxonomy places the organism in Eukaryota, Metazoa, Chordata, Chondrichthyes, Rajiformes, Rajidae. Gene Ontology annotation, biological process: maturation of LSU-rRNA from tricistronic rRNA transcript (SSU-rRNA, 5.8S rRNA, LSU-rRNA); maturation of 5.8S rRNA from tricistronic rRNA transcript (SSU-rRNA, 5.8S rRNA, LSU-rRNA). Gene Ontology annotation, cellular component: nucleolus.
UCUUUGGGCAAAGAUCUUCUUUGAUCUUUGGUGUGAGGCGAGGGGGGAAACCCGCGGCGUCCACCCUCAACGAUCAGCAUGGAGAAGAAAAGGAAGCGCAUCGACUCUCCAACCGAUGCGGCGACGGCGUGGAAAACGACCAAAUAUAUGGCCCUGGAAACCACCGGGACUGAGUUUAAAAACCUGCUGAAGAGUCCAGAGGGAGUGGAGAAAGGUUUAGAAUAUUUUAUUCAUAUAGCCAGACAAUUGCCUUGCUCUGAACACUAUGAUGUUGUGGAGGGGUACAUAAAGAUUUCAGCUGAAUGUGCAGAUAUUUUUAAACUUCUUGAUGGAGAGAAGAGGCCAGAAAAUGAGAUCAUUUUAAUUUUCCAGGCCUUGGAGGCCAUUUUGCUGAGGACUGCCAGUGAUCUAUCCCAUUUUAAUGCAGUGGGAAUGAACAUAGUGAAGAAGUUGCUGAAUACUUACAUGAAGUCUAUAUAUUCAGCACUUUACUCAGCAAAUCUCAGAUGUACCAAAGUAUGCCUUGCCUUAUUGUCUGCAAUGGUAAGCCAAGGUACAGAAGCCGCACGAGAUUUCUUCGGCCACUUUGAUUUCUACAACAAAUUGCUCCCAGGCUUAUUGAAAAAGAGAGAUGGAGCAGUAAGGAUUGAUAUUCGCAUGGCUUAUAUCCAAUUUGCAGUUUCGUUUCUGAUUGUUGGUGACAACAACACUAUUACCCAAGUCCUGGAGUUAAAAGAUUUUUUAACGGAUAUAUUGACUUCUGGACUAAAAGAAGAUCGGAUUUCUGUCAUAAAUUUACUUCUGUCGACUUUGAAAACAAAGGUUGUCCAAAAUAAGGCCAUAAGUAAAACACAGAAGGUUCGUUUAUUCUCAGCAGGAGUUUUGAAUCAUAUUGCAACGUUAUAUCGCUGGAGUGGAAGUGUUGAUGUAAUCGUGAAUACAAAGGCAAACCAAGACUCGUCGGCAGCUGGAAGAGACUUGGUUCGAGAACUUGUGCACAGUUUCCUAAUUGAUCUAUGUUGCUCUCUUAAACAUGGCAUCAAUUUUUAUGAUUCUAGUCUGGGAACAGUGAAAAGGGGAGGGAACGUGGUGCUUCUGAGAUUCCUGCUGGGCUUAAAAACAGCCACAGAAGAUGAACUUGUUGCUGACCUCAUGCUGAAGAUUCUCGGUGUGUGUCCGGAUUUAUUAAACCGAUUCUUCAAAGAAACGCAGUAUUCCUUUGUCCCCAGGCUUAAGACAGCCUGGCUAGACAAUAUGAAACUACUCAGAAAGAUUUAUGAAGCGCAGCCAGAGGUUUCCAAGGCUUUCAAGACAAAGGAAUACAUCCCAGUUUCUCGUCUCCUAUCUAUGGUGAUGGUCACGACAGUACCUCCAGUAGCAACUAAAGCCAUGUUUAUUCAGGGAAUCAGUUUCGCAAAUAAAGCAGUUCAACAGGCUACAUUCUCUCUGCUGGCAUUUGUUCUGAAGAGGGCACUGAAGAAUAUUGAGCAUUGUCUGAAUGAGGAUGUGUGGCAAUACUCUGAAAUUUACAAUCCCAAGACAAUGGAGGACUUUACACAGCAGUUCAGAGAGAAACUCAGCAAGCAUUUGCCAGACAUGAAUAGCAUUGUAGCAACAUGGCAAUCACUUUUAAAAAAUGAAGAUAAAGAUGGAAAGCAAGAAGAAGAUGAAAAGGACCCAGAAAUCGACAGUGCUGUCAUGGAGACCUCCAAUAUUACAGAAGAUCAUGGUGACGAUGAUGCUAGAACCACUAUUGUAAAGGCAAUGGUGCUCCAUAUUAUGUGUCUGUACCAGAAAGUGGUCCCUCAUGUGGUUUCACAAUGUGCAUUUGAUUUCAGUAAAUUACUUAAAGGCAUUGUGAGUGAAAAGGGGGUAAAAGAAGAAGUUGCGCCAGUCCUACAGCACUGCAUCCUACAACUGGCUCUGGAGCUGCCUUCAAAUAAGUUUGCAUGGUUCAGAUUUCAGGAUAUCACAAACCUUGAAAAAAACAGUGGAGAAAAGUCAGUAUUUUAUUUGCUACUUAAAAUGUACGUGACUUGUAAGAGCUCUCAUCUGCAAACAUCAACCAAACAACUUAUUAUCAAGGUUUUAAAAGACACUGGAAUUUUUGAAUACACUUGGAACGAACUAGAAUUUUGGAUGAAAGGUCUUCAUUCUGUUUCCGAAUCGGAACAAGAAAUUGUCAUUCUGUUUCUUGAAAGAGUUUUGAUAAAGUUAAUAUCAAAUCCAUAUCCUUACACUGACAAGAUUUCAGAUGCAAUACAAGAAGCAAGUUCGCUGCAGGCAAACCUUGAUGGGCAGGACUUGGAUACUGUUAGUUUGCCUAUCUCCUGUAUUGAUGAUGUCUUGGAUAUGGUGGACGUUAUUAUGGAGACUAGCGAAGGUCUGAAUGAUGAGGUUGGGUUUACCUUAAGUGAGGAUGUCAUUACACAGACGUUUCCUUUCAGCGCAGUGGUGACAGCUGCUUUGGAAGCCAGGAACAAAAUGGUCUUGGGAAACACUAAUGAAACAGAUGCUGUUUUGCAGUACCUUUUUGCUACUCUGGUGGAUAUUCUACAUGUGCAACAAAAUCCAUUGGCUUUGUGUUUAAUACUACAAAUGUAUGACAAAGAACUUGAUUCAUUUUCUGAAAACCAAACUCCAUUCAAAAAUAUUUUGCAGUUGUAUACAUAUUACAGUCUUUGGAUCCCACAGCAAGCCAAUGAGACACUGUUUGAACGAUCCGUUAUGGAUAGAACACAUUCUGUUCCAUUGAAACAAGCUUCGUUCUGCGGUCUUUUGAUGGGAGCGUAUGAAAUGGGGGUCAGCAUCCUCCUCAGAGAUGAUGUUAAAGAUAUUCUGAAGCAUGCAGUGGCACAGUUGCACCUGUGUGAGGUUGUUCUGGCUGUGAAGCAAGUGAUGCUGUACAUCCGGACGUUUGUAGAAAACUUUAACAAAUUAGGAAGAAGCAAUGGUAUAGGACUGAUUGGAUUAUGUAUGGAUCUCUUGAAAUCACUGCUGCGGAAAUGUGAAGAGCCUGAAGAUAUUGAGGAGAAAUUGGAAAAACAUGGAGAAAGUGAGCUUUUUGUUGACUUCAAUCCUGCCAUGGGUGAACUAAUGAAAGAACAGGUUCUGGAGAGCACAGCGUCAGCAAUUUUUAAACACCCCACACUGGAGCAAUGGUUCAUGGCUUUGGAAUUGCAGGCUCCACCAGCCCACAGUCUUAACCCCAUCAGCUUUAAAAUGGUGUCAGCUCGCCUAAGCUCUGGUACCCUGAGCCUCCUUGAACUAACCGUCCCAUCUUUGCAGAGACUUGGUCGCAUGGAUAUAGUGUUGACUUACUUUAAAGUUAUAGUGGGAUGUGUUUUGAAGGAACUUGAAAUGAAAAAGUCAUCUACAGCUAAGUCAGCAGUGACGGGUAAAAAACCCUUGCCUUUCGAAGCCUUGGAAAAUUUAAACGCCUACUUAGGUAUAGCCUCGCUGAAAGAAAUUGUGGCAUCCAUGUUGGAACUCCCAGAAGAAUGCCUCGCCAUCGAGAGUAAACCAGAUAAAGGAGAUAAUAGAGUGAAACAGCUAAGCUUGUAUGGAAAGACUUUGGUAAAAAUUCUUACAGAAAAUUAUCAGGAGGCUCCAGACGUGGAUGAUCUAUUGCUAUCGUGUGACCAUUUCAGUGCAGUUGGAACAUUAUUGCAGUACUCCAACAGUGAAGAGCUGGAGAAGGUGCUUCUUCGAGUCCUCGUGAAAGAGCCAGUCUUUGCGCAGGCUGUGAGACCAGACAUCUUUCUUGAUUGCUUGAAUCGCAUGACUGAAGACUCUCUUUCUAUCUGCAAGUUUCUACUUCAGCACAGCAAGACGACCCUUUUGCAGUUUGAGCUUUGGUGCUUAGAAUCGGGCAGAAUGAAAUAUCUUCAGAAAAAUAUGAAUGCUUACCACUCGCUUCUUAAUACGUAUCUAGAGUGCCGAGAAAGGAGUAAAAAUGCACAACCAAAGAGAGUUUUUGCAGAUGCUCUCAAGGUCAUCAGAAAUGCCAUGUGGAAGACAUUGGUCAGCAGCAUUGUAUCGAAUGACCCAUCUGAUGUACUUGAUUUACAGAUGAAAAUACUUGCUAGAUUAGUGCAACAGUUGCCAUCAUCACGAGAAGAUGUGGCAUGUAUUGUGGAUCUGCUACCUCCAGUGCUGGAAAAAACAGCAAAUCUAUCAAGGUGGACUUUAGCCGAUGCAAUCACAAAUGUUCUGGAGGAAUACCCUGAGGACAAACAGUCCUGGAGGAAAUCCCUGCUGAAGGCUUGCAUUCGGUGGUUAGUUGCCAACUAUAGCAGCUGCAAGGUAGAGGAAGAGAAAAUGAAGGAGACAGAAUUGGCAUUACUUGGCAGACUACAGGAAUUAUUGGUCUCGGUUGACGAAGUCAAUGCAGACGAUUGGAAUAAGUAUAUAAAGAAUGGGCUUAAGUAUCGCUAUACAGAUGUGGGAUUUUUGGAAGCCCUCCAUAAGUUCAUACCAGCAUUGUAUGAGAAUGAAAAGCUGAUUCAAAACUUGGUCCCACUGCCUAUGAUUCACACUAUGGUAACAAAUCAUUCUCUCUUUCUGCCAACCAUGCUAAAGGACAGAGAUGAUUCGGGUGAAAGUGCAAGAGUAAAAGAUGCUUUAAUUGAUGUGUUACUGGUUUUGGUCAGACUAUGUCCAUCUGUGUGCAACAGCAACCAUUUUGCUGUAAUGCUGGGAGCAUAUGGAGCAACACUCAGCAUCACAGAUCAGAAGCUGCUGCUCCUUCUACAGUCCUAUGAGAAAAAUGACAUAAGCCUUGCUGAAUUUGGGCAGCUAUUUUGGGGCCCAGCUGCUGUCGAACAUCACAAGACUCGCAAGAGCUUGGGGAAGUCCUUGUGGCAACAACCAAGCAUGGAAGAAAUCUUGUCAUUACUGGACAGGGAGAAAAUGUUGCUGACAAUCAUUAACUUUCCACAACAAAGACGUAUAUUGCCUGAGGGAGGAAAGGAGAUGCUGUUCGAAGGGAAGAACCUUUAUGACCCGUGUUUCCUGCUACCUCUUUUCAGUGGGUUAAUUACCUCAGAGAGUGUGGUUGACUGCUACAAGUUUGUGGACGUUAAUGCUUUUGGAUUAACUGUGGCAUCGCUUAGCAGCUAUGAUCCUAAAAUAAGAGCUGCUGCUUAUCACAUAUUGGGCAAUUACCACAUGCAUCUGGAGGCUGCUCAUUUUAAAGAAAAACGGCAACUACUGUAUCUGUUGGAUGUUGUAAAGAAUGGGAUCCGGCAGCCUAAUGUCAGGUUAACCUUUUGCUUGGUCUUUUAUAUUGCUAAAGUUGCACAACAGAUGCUGAAACCAGAGGAGCACAUGUAUAUGAAGAUUAAUCAUUUCCUUCUGACACAUCAAUAUUUGGACUUAAAGAAAGUGCCUGGGUUUUUUAAACUUUUCUACAGCUUUAAUAUGGAGCAUAAGAUUGAACGUGAAUGGAUUCUCGACCUCCUUGUCAAUAGUUUAAAGGACAAGCAUUGCUUCGAGCUUUGCGACCAUCAGAAAAUAAUCCAUGUCCUUUUAGGCUUUUUUAACAGCCCAUUGUGCGAUGAGACAGCAGAGCAUCAGAUUAUCCAGAUUUUAUUACGUGCAGCACACAUCCCAAAAGCAGCAUAUCAGCUGAUCAGAGACCACAACCUACUGACUUGGACAUUGCACAUUUUACAGAGAAGGGUUUUAGAAAACAGACUGAUGUCUGACUUAAUAUCUCUCCUCCACACCUUGUGGCUUACUAACCUGGGAAACAAAGAAAUGACUCGGACGUUUCUACCUUUUCUGUUUAUAAAUGAAUUUCUGUUUGUUCUGACUAUUCUGGUACAACAUAUUUGGAUAAAAAUGGAGAACAGAACAUUUUCCAGAUUUUUGCAUACUUUAGGUUCUGUUUUACAACACCGUGCAGGUGCUUUUGACGACUACAAAGAGAAAGGAUGGAUUGCCCUAAAUGAAAAAGUUGUGAGCCACACAGAGAUAUUGUUAUUAUUACAUAAGUGGAGUGUUGUCGGAGGUGAAUCCCAAACACAGGAGCUCUUACAAAAUCUGGCCCACAAAUACAACAUCAAGGAAUUGCAAACAGUUAUUAAAGAGAAGACUAAAGCUAAAGGACUUGGUUGGGGAAUGACUCGGUUUGGCAGAAGGAAGAGAGGGAAGAUGCAAGAAGAUACAGAAAAUGAAGAAGAAGAAUCUUGUUUGGAGGAAUGUAAAAUUUCACUGAGGUCCAUAUUCAGUAACUGGGAUGCAGAAAUCACAGUUGAAACUAUCGACCCUCAAGAAAGUAAAGAGGAAGUGGAAUGUGCUGUUAAAGCAACCGUAUGCAUUGUAGCUCAAUGGGUUGUCAAGUCAGCAAUUGAAAAUCCAAUUAGUGACUCUCAAAUGUUCUUGUUGUUGGGAUGGCUUCAGAAAAAUCUCCUGCCUCCUGGCACUGUGGCUCGAGAACUUAUGAGAGACACUAUAUUCCGGCGUCAUCUACUACAGCUUUACUGUAGAGUUACUAACAAUGAAAAUGAAGAUGGCUUGAUAGAAAACCAUUUGCACAUCUUCACCUGUAUCAUGCUUCAGCUGCUGGAGGGCCAAGGCUUGGGGGACGACUGUAUCUACAAGAGUGUUAUCAAACCAGUCUGUCUUCCUGUGUUAAAAGGACAGGAUGAUGAAAGGAAAGCUGCAACGUUGCUUCUUCUCUCUGAUUAUUUGUGGGACGUGUGGCUUGGAGGUCAGAAGCCUCAGCUCUUCCUGUCUCAUGUAAACCUGAUCCUAGAAGCUGAAGAAACAUCAAGGUUUGGCAAGAGUCUGAAAGAAAAGCAGAAGCCAUCUAGUGCCAUUGUCUCGCUCUGUAAAGACAUCCAGAUUCUUAUUGAAAGACAGUAGGUGGAAAAACUGUCGCUUUUAAUUGUGCCUUCAAAUUCAAUUUUUAUUUGCCAGAGAUUUAUUAAA